AUGAGCCAAGAAGACGUCCGGGAAUUUUUAAGAAGCAUGGGUUUUGCCGAUGAUCUGAUUGAUGAAGCAUACGACAGGUACCAGAAUUGAGAUAAAGUUGCUGACUUUUUGUUAGAUAAUGCUAAUGCUAUCCAUAAUCAUGAAGCUGAAAGGAAAAACAACUCACAUAGACCCGCGAUUAGAAUUGGACCUCCAGAGUUACCGCAGAAAAUAAGAGCUAGUUGGUUGAUGCUAAUUAUUUAAGCCGCUACUUCCACUAUUGGUAUUCUGCUAUGCUCGAUUUGAAUUAAGUGAAAUCCCACCUCUGGUACUAUUGAGCUAGGCCGAAGCCCAAAUUUUUUCGGUUGUCCUAUCCUGUUGAGUCCGCAAGUAUUUCAGGCAUCCCAUUUCCAAAUCAGUCCCUUUGCCCUUAUUACACCAUCUCCUGCCUUCGACUCCUGGCCAGAUCCUACGUUUAAGGGAAUCUUUGCUAGAAAGACUGUCUAAUUUGCUUUCCUUUUUUAUAUCAUCCUUAAAUAAGUAAGUCGCCCUGAUAGCUUGGGUGUUGCUGGCAAGAAGAAGUCUCAAGUAAUUGCCCUUUGGAUCUGACCACAAAAACUACUGAUUUGUGCUUAAGUCCCUCGCUUCAGUACACCAGAUACUGCUAUGCAAAAAUCGUGGCCCCAAAGGCAAUGCCCAAAUAUGUACAGAAAACCGUCCAUGAGAGUUCGGAUUAUCACUUGCCAUUUUAUAUAUAUAGAACAUAAGAGCAAUAGAGGAAAGGCGAACUCGAAAAAUCAUUAUUCACUUAAAAGGUAAAAAUUAUCCUUUGCAGGCUGUCAACCCUGAAAAGGAAUUACGAUUGAAUGAGCUAUACUUUGAUCAACCUAUUUAUUUAGAUCGGCACGAAUUUCCUGGAAUUGAUGAGAUAGAGCGGAACAACUCCCAUAGAGAGUUUUUAGUCUGCAAACUAAGUGAAGACAAUACCGAUGACUACACAAAAAAGAUGUUUCGAGCCUUUAAAUCCUUAUUAUGCAUCUUUUCUAUGAUUAUGACAUAUAAAAUUAGCAGUAAAUAUUAAAGGAACACUAAAUCAAUUUAUUAAAUAAAAAAUAUUUAUUUUAAUUUUUAAUAAUUCGAAAAAUCUGACUUAUAAAUUUUGGCUUGGAAAGGGCAAAUUAUUUUUUUCCCAAAAAUUAAAUUUUAGGAAUUUAAUAAACCAUAGUUUUUUGGUCAAAAUGGUAAAUAAUAAAAUAAAUAAUUAAGUCCUUGCAAAAAGAAAAUAUAUUAUUCAGAAGGUUAAAUAUUAACGAAAUAAUUACCACAUCUACUAGAAAUAGUAUAACAAAAACUUACGAAAGAGAAGCUGAGCGGCGAAUAAUAAUUUCAAAUCGUUACGCUUAUGAGCGAAAAUCUAUAUUUUUAAUAUGUCAUAAAAGUGAGUAUACAGGAUUCGGAGAAGUCAUCAGAAAUACAGGCUAUGAUUUUUGUUUAUUUGAAAUCCCUUGCAGACUGUAUAAGAAAUAAAAUGGUGUCGUAUGACGGAGUUGAGCUCCGAGGCGUCUCACCCAUUUUGGGCAAGGCAGGGCUCCACAAAUCCAUUCGACCGAAGUAUGACCGGGAUGGGGUCUAGUAGGGCAUGGAGAAGGAGUCUCUUGUCCUCCCCGGGUGAAGUUUUAUUUCUCCUCCGUAGGUUUUGUCCUACUACCUAGUCCUUCUCUGUCGGGACUAGCGGAGCGCCCAGGUGGGCUAACCCUUGGGUUGGAGUGGUUCAGACCGGAAAACCAAGUAAGCAAUGGGAAGAGGAAUUUCCCGCUUGGAGCCGAGACGGGGCAAAGGCUAGCGUGACAAACGCUUAUGGCCAGUUUAACAAUUUAACAUUUAACUUGCAGACUGUGGUAUAAUACAGUCGAUCCUCUAGAGCUGCAAUUAGAAGAGUUUAAGGAAAGGGAAAAGCUGCUUAUAAGAAACCUAAAUUACCUUCAGAAUAAGCUGCAACAAAAAAAAGGAAGAAUUCGUGAAUUAAAAACUAAAGUAAUGUAUGGAUAA
Messenger RNA from Blepharisma stoltei, 2028 nucleotides. The record is from the annotation of a GenBank genome assembly. Lineage: Eukaryota; Ciliophora; Heterotrichea; Heterotrichida; Blepharismidae.